This is a messenger RNA of Gastrolobium bilobum, 892 nucleotides long. RefSeq lists its product as uncharacterized. Lineage: Eukaryota; Viridiplantae; Streptophyta; Magnoliopsida; Fabales; Fabaceae. The coding region runs from base 52 to 669 and encodes 205 amino acids. The transcript has 2 exons. The record is from RefSeq and is a predicted model, not a curated record.
UAAUAGAGUAUCUAGCGGUGUGUGAGAACAGAGAAGGAACGUUUGUUGGCCAUGGAGCAAGAUCGGAGGGUUGAGCUCAUCGACCUCGCAAUUCAGAAGUUUAUACACGACAACAGGAACAACGACAAGGAAUCUCAAUCCCAUCAUAACCAUAACCUUAGCGACCACGACGCUGAAUACCAACUCGCUCUUUCCCAUCUACUCUCUGUCUCUCAGUUGGAAACGUUGGAGAGAGAUGAAAUACUUAAGCUAUCCGAAGCUUCUAAUCCUUCAGAACUGCUAGCUUCUGUUGUUGAGCAAAUAGGAAGCGAAAAAGUGGAUGGGGGAUGCAGGGGAAGUGAAAGUGAUGAUGAGAUAAUCAAAGAGCUGAAGAAGGUAAAGAGGCAGAAUUUUGUGACUCAUUGUCUUCUUUCAGUGAUGAUUGUCCUCACUGUAGCUUGGCAAUUAUCAGAGGUCUCUCUUAUUUUGAAAGUCAAAAACGGACUAAGCAACCCUUUUAGAUUCUUUGGAAGUAUGAUCAAAGGGAUGUUAAAAGUCUCUGACAAGAAUGGCCAGGAACAUGAUAACAAAGAACACCCACCUGAAUCUUCAUCCCUUCCUUCCCUCAAGGUUCCUGAGAUGCCUCAUAUGGAUAUAUCAAGUUUAGGUUUACAUAAUGGAAAGCAAUGAAACUGGCCAUUUUCUUGUAGUGAAGAGUCAAGGAGGCAAAUGGACUUGCUGCUCUCCCUUGUCAUUUGUAUACACCAAAAUUCAAAGGAACAUUUUAGGGUAAUUGCAUGUAAUGUUCAUUCCCACUUGUUGUAGCAUUUACAAGUAUUGAUAGUUGUUGCGUCUUUCAGCAUAUUCAUGGAUAAUGCAUUAAGAUUGUAUCCUAAAUGCUAUAUAUAUUAUA